Eublepharis macularius is the source of this 974-nucleotide messenger RNA. RefSeq lists its product as uncharacterized. The transcript is spliced from 4 exons. The record is from RefSeq and is a predicted model, not a curated record. Lineage: Eukaryota; Metazoa; Chordata; Lepidosauria; Squamata; Eublepharidae. Bases 1 to 879 code for a protein of 292 amino acids.
AUGGCACACAAUUCCACUUCUGGAAACGGCCCCAUUACAUGUCCUUUUUUUCGUGAGCUGGACAGUAUUCUAAGAGGGGACGCAAGUGUUAAACCUAAACGGAUAGCGCGAAGCAUUUCUUUUGCCCAAGGACCCCCGCAGAUAAGCGCCCCCAGGGAAGUGAUGGAGGGAUCGGAGGAACUCUUCUCGCACGACAUGCAGACGAUAGAUGCUGCACCACUGUGGUGCUCUUCUCCAAAUCCCAUGGCAGCACCGCAGAACUCGUCAUCAUCCACCGAUGCCAGUGAAGAGGAUCUUGACCGCACCAUAGAUGGACUUGCUGACAAGGAAAACGACACUACAGGUGCAAACGCAAUGGAGGACGACGACAGUGAUUCAGACCUUCCCCUGGGGCAUCGUUCACGCUAUAACACGGCAGACGGGGCAGAUAACAGAUGCCUAGCAGAAGUUUCACCGGGAACAAGACUAUUCCAACUAAGAAACAGGAGACGCAGAAACGCAGCACUCUAUGGAGUAGCCGAUGAUAUGAUGCGCCGUUCUCGAGAGGAGCACAAUGCCCAGGUUUCCCAAUGGCGAACGGACAGAGAGAUGCUGUGCAGUUGGAAGGCUGAUGAGAACAAGAUUCAGAGGGAAUUCUUGGAUCACACUAAAAUGGAGAGUGAGAAGUUUGCCGAGGCCUGGAAACAGAACAUUUCGGUGAUGUCUGAUGCUGUGAACACUUUGAAGUCAUUGGGACAGAUGCUCGCCCAACAGCGUCAAAUCAUCCCCCCAACACACGAUUAUGGGCAAACCGCCCUACCUGCCUCACAGGCAACCCCGAAGAAGGCAGCAGCGAGGCGUUCCUGUGUUGGCAAAGCCAGGGAGAGGCUGACGCUUUGAGGAGCUAUGUUCUGCGUUGCCCUCCUUAUUUGCCACAUAUCAUGGUUUUUGGCAGCAAAGUUCAUUUGACAGAUUCCAUUGCACUGGUGACCCCU